This is a messenger RNA of Aureobasidium namibiae CBS 147.97, 2055 nucleotides long. RefSeq lists its product as uncharacterized. Bases 1 to 2055 code for a protein of 684 amino acids. Gene Ontology annotation, biological process: RNA 3'-end processing. The transcript has a single exon. Gene Ontology annotation, cellular component: TRAMP complex; nucleolus. Gene Ontology annotation, molecular function: poly(A) RNA polymerase activity; mRNA binding. The record is from RefSeq and is a predicted model, not a curated record. Lineage: Eukaryota; Fungi; Ascomycota; Dothideomycetes; Dothideales; Saccotheciaceae.
AUGCCAUGCUCAGCGCACCUACUGCGCCUGCGUGACAGCCGACACGCCCUUCACGACAUCCCCCGCCAUGCCGUGACAUAUUCCUCUCGCCAAAUCCGCCAUCGCUUCGAUAAUGCAAGGCUGGUUGCACGCGAGAGAGAAGCAGUACGGCAAAGAGCGCGGUUAGAUGCUUUGGCACGCCUCGACGAACACAUCAAACCCGACGACUUGUCGGCCACACUCGAAGCACAUCGAGAUGCAAAUCGCGCUUCCGUCAUUCGUAGAGUCAACACUGCAACCGAUCCUGAGGUCGCACGCCCUUCUUUUCUGGAGAAUCGGCCGCCACUGGUUAGACGCACAACAGAGGCCAGAAACAUAGAACCUCUGGAAGACAAACCCGCUCGGACACAAUUCAACAAGAUUGUCACAGACAUCUCCAGCACCGCAGACGAUGCUACAUCCUUCCAAUUGAGGUCUCUCAACAGGGCCGCAGAAUUUGCCAAAGCGAACAAGAAUGCACCGUCGAUAAUGAGUCGAAGCCGAGCUCAGUACCUUCGAUGGCUCGACUUUCUUAGGGAGCACGAGGAGCCUCUUGGAGAAUUGCCAAAGUUCAGUACUACUACCGACGAUCGUCCUACCUUUUUCGCCGUCUUGCGUAGAGUUCAUGCUCUCCUUCGUCCAGACGUGGUCGCUGCCGAAGCUAAGCCCGCCUCAGACCGAAUACCGAAAGACUUCACCGACUACACCGGCUUUCCCCGAGGCAUCAUAUCUGGACUGAAGGGUUCUGGACGACAAGAGCCCUGGGCUCGUCGACCAAAACAUAACGGCAUCAAGUACACAAUGACAGAGUGGCUCGACGCCGAACUACUGAAUUUCGCCCAAUGGAUGGAAACGACGCCGGCAGAGAACGCCGCGAGAGCAAAGCUUUCGGAAACUCUGCUUGAUUUGAUCAAACAAGUAGAUCCAGCUUUACAGGUUGAGACGUUUGGCUCUCAAGCCACCGGCCUCUCCAUGCCCAACUCGGACAUUGAUAUCCGCAUCGUUGAUCCAGCAGUCGAUAACCACCCAUAUCAAGGCGACUCCGAAGAUAAAGAAGCAAAAAGAGCCUGGGCAAUAGAGACUUCGAGGUUGCGGAAAUCAAUCAUGAUCUUCCACCUCCGCGACAUCCAAUCCGCAUUAGCUAAGCACAAAGACUUUGAAAAGAUCGAAAGCAAUGAAUCAGCCUUCGUCCCUCUGAUCAAAGCAGUUCACAAACACACAGGCCUGAAGAUUCAGAUUGUGGCUUCAAAGGACACGAGCGCUUCUCGAGAUGCCAUCAAAAAGUAUCUUGCUGAGUAUUCGACACUGGAACCAGUGUUCAUGGUUCUCAAGACCACAUUGCAUCUCCGCAAUCUCUCAGACCCUUGGUACGGUGGGGUUGGCUCAUACACUCUAUUCAUGAUGUGCGUAGCAGCCCUGAAGCACUCGGACGCACAACAGCAAGAAAAGCAAGAACAGGAACAAAACUCAAACAACGCCCUCUACCACUCGCUCAAACAGCGUUCUCUAUCCCACGACUUCCUCCACACCCUCAACUUCUGGGGCAACAUCGACACGACAAAGGUGGCCGUAUCCGUGGAUCCCUUCGCCGUGUUUGCAAAGAAAGUAAGACAGGAUUGGAGGGACCUUAUAGCCAGAAAAACCGACAAGUCCCUCUUCGCCCGCCACCACCUCGCCGUCCCUCAUGCCAAAAAACCAUAUAUCCUCCACCUCCAAGACCCCGCUGAACCAUACAAUAACUUGGGUCGUUCAGCUCUCGCCAUCAAAGACAUACAAGCCACCUUUUCAAAACUCUACGAUGAUUUGCUUUGGGAGAUGCAGGAUCCUGAGAGAAGACAGGAUGGUAGUCCACUCAUCAAAGCUUUCGUGGGCAAGAGUGAGAGGUAUUAUGAUGAAAUGAGGAUUCCGGUGGAUUUGUGGGGAGGGCAGUUCGUAGAGGAAGUGAUGGAGGAAGAGGAUGGGUUGGAAGACGGGAUAGAUGAGCCGAGGGAUGUGACAGAGAAGCGUCAGCAACGUGUACUGGAGGAGGGUCCUUAG